AUGGGAUUUCAACAACAGUCGCCCCCACAAGAAAAGGGAAACUUGGAAGACUUGAUUUCUAAGUUCAUUAAUGUUGCUAAAGCAAAGUUCCAAGAUCACGAAAAGAGAUUCUUAAAUCAAGAAGCAUCUAUUAAGAAUUUAGAAAUUCAAAUGGGGCAGAUUGUGAAUUUGUUGUCAGAAAGAAGAGAGGGACGACUACCUAGCAAUACAGAGAAGAACCCAAGGGAGCAAGUGAAUGUCAUUGCUUUAAGAAGUGGAAAGACUAUUGGCGAGACCCAGAAUGAUGAUCAGAAAGCUGAAAUGCCAAAAUAUGCCAAAUUUUUUAAAGUGGUGAUGUCGAAUAAAAGGAAAUGGGAGGAAUGCGAAAUGGUGAAACUAAAUGAAGAGUGCUCAGCAAUUCUUCAAAAUAAAUUGCCCCCAAAGCUCAAGAACCCAGGGAGUUUUUCUAUUCCUUGCACCAUAGGAAAUAUUGAGUUUGAGAAAGCUUUAUGCGAUUUAGGUGUCAAUAUAAAUCUAAUGCCAUAUUCUAUUUUUGAAAAACUUGGAUUGCAAGAACUAACACCUACUACUAUUAUCCUGCAAUUAGUUGAUAGAAGUAUCAAAUAUUUUAGGGGAAUAGUAGAAGAUGUUUCAGUCAAAGUGGGCAAUUUUAUUAUUCUUGUUGAUUUCAUUGUGUUGGAUAUGGAGGAAGAUAUGACAAUGCCUCUGGUUUUAGCGAGACCUUUUCUUGCUACUAGUAAUACUUUAAUUGAUGUGCAAAAAUGUCUAUUUAYCCUUAGAAUCAAUGGUGAAGAAGUGGUCUUGGAUGAAGAAGUUAAGGAGGUUUUGAACUAUUUGGAGGCCGGUCAGGAAGAGUUCAAGCCAAGACAAGGAAAAUUUUUUGGACCAACCUCUACCAAGCAAUUGCGACCUUCCAUUGAAACACCUCCAGCUCACACAAAACCCCUCCCAUCUAUUGUAUAA
Nelumbo nucifera (sacred lotus) is the source of this 963-nucleotide messenger RNA. The record is from RefSeq and is a predicted model, not a curated record. Lineage: Eukaryota; Viridiplantae; Streptophyta; Magnoliopsida; Proteales; Nelumbonaceae.